AGCAGCAGCCGAGUCCGUCGCGCUGCCUGCUCCACCGUUGAAGCCCAGGAAGAAAUCUGUCCCAAUUUUGAAUUACCCUAUUUGAAAGCUGUAGCAUCAGCCACCACCAUCCUUAAUGGAGAAGAAUCGUUUUACCAAUCAGAAUCUGUCCAAGGGACAGAUUUCUGAGACGAAGAAAAAUCAAGAUGUUUCUGUCAAGUGGCCCCGGCAGUCCAAACGUCGUGGUGAACAAUCGGAUAGCAGCAACAACAACAACAACCAUCGGAACGGUACCAACACCGGUAAAGUACCGAACGCGAACAAAAACCGUAAUCAAAGUAACUUCAACUACGAUGCUAGGCAACGGUCGCAACGACCGAUCCGUGCAUCGGAACAACUACCCACCGGGGAUGGCGAAUCCGGGUCAGGUUCGCUGGCUGAAGAGCAGUCGGCCGCUAGCGGAACCACCGGAUUAGCUGCACCAUCUAGACCGAACACGACGCCCACCAGCGUACGUGGUGAACUACAUUCGGUGUUUACACCUGGCUCGAAAAAGCAAAGUCUGAACCAUUUGCUGAACUAUCAUUACGCACCGCGUGAUCGCGACCAGCCGGUUCGGUUCACGCGCACGGGCAAUAUUCGCAAACUGACGAACCAAUCGAACGGUCGCUACAACAAGGAACAAUUCCUGCAAGCCAACUGCCAGUUUGUGGUACGCGCUGGGGAAGAUUAUGAAGGCCUGCUUGCCGCACCAGAUCAGCUGGUAGACUGGGGCAAGGUGGAGCAAAUCCAUGUGCUCAGUUCGGAGGAGCCACAGUGUCCGAUCUGUCUGUAUCCGCCAGUUGCGGCGAAGAUGACGAAAUGUGGCCAUGUGUACUGUUGGCCGUGCAUUCUCCACUAUCUGGCACUGUCGGACAAGACGUGGCGCAAGUGUCCCAUCUGUUACGAAGCGAUCCAUCUACCGGAUCUGAGAUCGGCCGUAUCGAAACCGUUCCACGCGUUCGGUACGGGCGAGUACGUUACGCUGCAAUUAAUGAGACGCGAGAAGGGUACCAUGAAGGUGGUGGAAGUGGGUGAUGAUAUGGAGGUGGGAGUGACCCGUCCAGUUGUCGUGGCCAUUCCACACUUUGAUGCUACCGUUGGAAAUAGCAUCCUAACCAAACUGCUGCUAACCGACACGGUGCAGAUGUUGAAAAUCAUGGAGCGCGAACAAACGGAGCUAGAAAAUCAGCUCGUGUCCGAUGGCGCCGAAGCACCGGAGAACAUGUUUGUGCAGCAGGCCCUAGACAUACUUGGUGAGAAGCGUUCCAAUUUGAUGGCCUCCAAAGCGAUAAUAUUUCCCGCUCCGGCGGAGAAAACUGUCCUUCGUGGAACUUCGGACGAAGGCGAACAAGCUGAGGUUCAAUCGGCAGACAGUCAUGAGGACACGCACGAUGGUACGAGUGAUGAAGCCUCGUCAUCCGAUUUCAUGAUCGACGAAGAGAGCAAUUUCACCGUCGGUGACAUUGACAUCGUCCCAACGGCACAAUGUGCUGGGCAGCAUUAUUAUUUCUAUCAAUCGCUCGAUGGACAACCGCUCUUUCUGCACUCCAUCAACAGCCGCAUGCUGCAGGCAAUGUACGGAAGUCUGGAUCGUAGUCCGCACCGCAUUACUGGCCGUGUGGUGCAGAAGGAUUCAUGCUCGAUGGAUGAGAAUUUGCGUCGCCGGUUGAAGUAUCUCGAGCAUCUGCCCGUCUGCACUCAGUUCGAUGUGGUUGAGUUGGAUUUUGGACCAACGGCAAACGGUAAUAAUGGGCUCGUAUCAGAGGAGGUAUUGAGUCUCUUUCACGAUGAGCUGAGCCUUCGUCAACGGACACGGCAGAAGCGUGCCAGAGCGGAACAGAAGCGUGAGAAGCAGAUUUUUGAGUUUAACGAGCGACAGCUGGGUAAAGCGAUGGCCCGAUCGGCCCGGAUUUCCAUCGAAUCGACUAAACAGUUUCCUUCGUGCGGAUUGUCCGAAUCUUUUCCCGAUGAUCCAACCCCGUUCGGAACUAGUCCGGUUGCUAGCGAUAUAUCGAGCUCUCCCGGUUCUAGUGGAUCUGUCGUGUCUUCUUGGUCUAAGAUGGUAUCGACUCAACCAUCCUCGAGUCAUCGUUGGCCUUCCUUAGGCGGUGGAGGAGCAUCGUCAUCCAUGGCUAGCGCUAACUCAGCUCCAGCACCAAAGCUGGUACAAGUAACUGGUAGCCGUAUGACGGUCACAACUUCACGCACUACCGGCGGUUGGCGUCAACCGGCCUCCUCCGACAUCGAUGAGGAUGAAACGGACGAAGAGCUUAUUGCGGCAAGAGCACCACGCUUCAACAACAAUCUUGGCCGUGCUAUUGAGGCAGCACUGGAAAGGAAGGUUUCCCAACCUAACCAUCAAUCAUCCACUACUACUGCUUCUGGUUCUGGUUCAGGACCCGGACAGGCAGCUGGGAAGCGUAAGAAAAAUAAGAAAACGCUUCUCUUUGCUUCUGGCAUGAAUUUGAACUGA
Molecule: messenger RNA, 2494 nt
Organism: Anopheles maculipalpis
Lineage: Eukaryota; Metazoa; Arthropoda; Insecta; Diptera; Culicidae
Product: RING finger protein 10
Exons: 4
Coding region: 116-2494 (792 amino acids)
Biological process (GO): positive regulation of transcription by RNA polymerase II
Molecular function (GO): metal ion binding; transcription cis-regulatory region binding
Source: RefSeq, a predicted model, not a curated record